AUGAAGAGGAAGUCGCCAGUUCAAUUUCAAGCUCUUGAGAGCUUUUAUUUAGAGCAAAUGUAUCCGACUCCUAAGGAAAUGGGGGACUUGGGAAAGUCUUUAGGGUUAACAGUGAAGGAAGUACGCGGGUGGUUCAAGAGAAGAAGAAGCACAAGGACAGACGGGAAAUCUCUGGGGAAUGAUAGAUCUCGCAUGAGCAGUUCCACAUCUUCCGUAUGCGAUUUUGGAGGAGGUGUCGAGAAAAGAUGUAGUGUGGAAGCAAGGAAGGCUAGUAUUAGUCAAACGUUGUUAACUUCACAGCACAUUUUGGCCAAGAUUUUUCGAAAAGAUGGUCCAGCGCUUGGUUCUGAAUUCGACCAUCUCCCAUCUGGAGCACUUAAAGCUUCUUGGCUGGGUACGUCGUCUGUCAAUCCACAGAACCAGAGAGUGGCAAAAAAGAGAAAGAUUUCUGAGCUGAUGGAUCAGACCAGUCAGGAUUGCGUUGAAAAGAAUGCUACUGUGAGGAAACAUGGUAUGGGCAAAGGUUUGAUGACAGUCUGGAGGGUAAUGAAUCGAAAUAGAAGGGAUGUAUCUCCUUGCACAGAACGUAAUCCCCCACACCAAAAGAAAAAGCAAAGACAAUUAGCAUCUAUACUGAAGCAGAAAUUGUUGCAGAAGAGGACGACGGAAAAGAAGAGGCGUUCUAUACAUAGAGAGGCGGAAUUAAACGAAGAUGAAACUCAAAGGGCAUUUAAAGAGAAAUGUGAGCUUGCCCUGGACGGGGAGGCAUUUAAAGAAACCUGCCAAACAAUGUCAGGACUAGUGGAUGAUGAGGAAUUGGAGAUGCGUGAGGCAGCAAAUCCGUUGGCAUGUUCAUGCCAUCUUUCUGGUACUGGAUCCCAUGGUUGUUUUCUUUGCAAAGAUUUGUUGCCUAAGUUUCCCCCGAAUUCUGUUCAGAUGAGGCUGCCUUUUGGUUUGCAUCCAUGGAAUUCUUCUCCAGAGUCUGUAAAGAAACUGUUUAAGGUUGUCCAUUUCCUUUAUACUUAUUCAGUAAAUUGUGAUAUAUGUCCCUUCACACUGGACGAGUUCACACGGGCAUUUCAUGAUAAGGAUUCCUUGCUCCUUGGUAAAAUUCAUCUUUCCCUGCUAAAGCUGCUUCUGCUUGAUGUUGAAACCGAGCUGCAAAGGGGAUCUUUUUCGAACUUGAGUAUUUCAUGCAAGUUUCUAGCCCUGCUUCAGUCGGUGGAGAGCCAAAUUCAUAUUUUUGAUCUCUGGAAGGAUUCAUUAAAUUCUCUUACAUGGACGGAAAUAUUGCGUCAGAUAUUGGUUGCAGCUGGUUUUGGUUCAGUGAAGUGUGCUGUUCACUCAGAAGAGCUAAGUAAGGAAAGGAGACUCAUGAAAAAGUAUGGCCUUCGUCUUGGAACGUUAAAGGGUGAAUUAUUUAUACUGCUUAAUAAGGAAGGCAAUAAUGGCUUGAAAAUAUCCGAGUUGGCCAAUGCAGCAGAGGUUGCUGUGCUGAAUCUUGCUACUGCAUCAGAAGAACAAGAGCAUUUAAUAAGUUCAACUCUGGCGAGUGAUAUUACAUUAUUCGAAAAGAUAUCUGAAUCAACAUAUCGUGUGCGUGUUAAUUGUUUCUCUGGAAACCCCGACAAGAGCCACUCUGAUUCAGACGAGUCUGGGAGUGUUGAUGAUGAGUGUGAUGAUUGCUCAUUUAGUUCUGGUGACGAGAUCGAGCGUAUUUCAGAAAAUCUUGCACUGCAAAAAGUCAAGUGUAGUAAAAGGAGGAGGCAUAAAAGUAAAAUGCCUGAAGAGAUUGAUGAAAGCCAUCCCGGAGAACCAUGGUUGUUGGGGCUAAUGGAAGGGGAAUAUUCAGAUUUACGCAUUGAAGAGAAGUUGGAUGUUUUUGUGGCUUUGAUUGAUCUUAUUAGUUCUGGUUCCACAAUCAGAAUGGAGGAUCUUCCGAGAGCUGUGGUUGACUUUGCCCCUGCCCCUAGUAUCUACAGUCAUGGUUCUGGUGGAAAAAUUAAGAGAUCAUCCUCUAAUCAGUACGGACAUCCACGCGUAUCAUGGGUCCAUGGAGGAGAGCGUCAAGGAAUGAAAGAUUUAUCUAAAUCGUCUGAUUCUCAUCCAGUUGAUUCCACAUCAGUUUCGGGGGCCUUUGCAAGGCAGGAUGGAGAUAAACCUAAUAGUGGUCAUCCUAUGCAAUCUAUAUACCUUGGUUCUGAUCGUAGGUUCAACCGGUACUGGCUUUUCGUAGGCCCAUGCAAUGCGAACGACCCUGGUCAUAGAUGUGUGUACUUUGAGUCUUCUGAAGAUGGCCACUGGGAAGUUAUCAGCGACAAGGAGGCCUUACGGUCACUUUUGUCAGUUUUGGACGAUAGGGGCAUACGAGAAGCACGUCUAAUUGAGUCUUUGGAGAAACGGGAAAGUUUUCUUUGUGAAGCCAUGUUGAGUAGACAGAUGACACAGUCGGAGACAGAUCGUUUCACAGAUAUAGUCAGAGAGGACAGUUCUUCACCGGUUUCUGAUAUAGACAACAACCUAUGUUCGAAUGAGAUUGCCAAUGAUCGAUUCUCCACGCAACGUGCGGCGAUAGUAUUUGAGAUUGGAAGUAAGCGGGAGAAAAGCCAAUUGUGGUGGACCCUUCUUCAGGAGUUUGAUGAAUGGAUAUGGGCUAAUUUUAAUUUUAAUCUCAGUGCUGUUAAACACAGCCGAAGAUCCUACCUUGAUUCACUUAACAGGUGUAAGAGUUGUCAUGAUUUGUAUUGGAGAGAUGAGAAGCACUGUAAGAUUUGCCAUGCUACGUUUGAGCUUGGCAUAGAUCUUGAAGAAAGAUAUGCGAUUCAUGCGGCAACGUGCAGGGAGAAAGAAGAGAGUGAUGCAUUUCCAGAUCAUAGAGUUCUAUCUUCCCAGUUGCAAUCACUAAAGGCUGCAGUUUAUGCCAUUGAGUCUGCUAUGCCUGAAGAUGCCUUGAUUGGUGCAUGGAGAAAGUCAGCUCAUAGGUUAUGGGCGAAAAGACUACGGCGAAGCUCAACAUUGUCUGAACUUAUACAGGUGAUUGGGGACUUUGUUGGGGCGAUUAGUGAAGUUUGGUUAUGGCACUCUGAUGAUGAAGAGCAUGGUAAUGCUACAAUGGGAGAAAUUAUAAGUUGCUUCCCUUCUUUGCCUCAAACAACUUCUGCGGUUGCUCUCUGGCUGGUGAAAUUGGAUACAUUGAUUGCUCCCUAUAUCGAAAAAGCUCAACCUGAAAGGAAUCAAUUGUGCAGGACCAGAUAUACAAGUAGGCGAGGGUCUAAGCAGUAG
This is a messenger RNA of Microthlaspi erraticum, 3282 nucleotides long. The record is from the annotation of a GenBank genome assembly. NCBI's taxonomy places the organism in Eukaryota, Viridiplantae, Streptophyta, Magnoliopsida, Brassicales, Brassicaceae.